Molecule: messenger RNA, 1134 nt
Organism: Volvox carteri f. nagariensis
Lineage: Eukaryota; Viridiplantae; Chlorophyta; Chlorophyceae; Chlamydomonadales; Volvocaceae
Exons: 8
Cellular component (GO): nucleolus
Molecular function (GO): GTP binding
Source: RefSeq, a predicted model, not a curated record
AAAAAGAAGAAGAUUGUGAAGGACCCCGGCUUGCCGUCACAAUGGCCCUACAAGGAGGAGCUGGUUAAGGAAUUUGCCUUCUUGCGGGCUAAGGCAUUGGCGGAUGAGAAGCGCAAGAAGGAGGAGCGAAAGCUGUCGCAAACGAGGGCCCUGGACCUCCGUGGCAGUUUAUUUUGCAGGGACGGGUUGGUUGAGCGGCAGCCUGCGAGCCUCACGUCUAGCCUGAACCGUAGGGACAACUCCCGAAAGGCCUUUUACCGGGAGUUCCGUCGGGUGGUGGAGGCCUCGGACGUGAUCAUCCAGGUGUUGGACGCACGCGACCCGUUGGCCUGCCGCUGCCCCGAUGUGGAGCGAUACAUCCGGGAGACCAACCCCAACAAGAAGAUCGUCCUGCUGCUCAACAAGAUGGACCUGGUCCCCCGGGAGGUGGGUGAGCGGUGGCUCAGGUACUUCCGCGAGGAGCUGCCCACGGUGGCGUUCAAGUGCUCCACUCAGCAACAAGACCGGGGGCUGGGGCAGAAGCGCAUGCCGGCCAAGAGUGGCGGUGGCUCGGAUCUGUUGUCCGUCAGCGCCUGUCUGGGCGCCGAGACGCUGUUGCAGCUGCUGAAGAACUACACACGCAAUGCGGGCAUCAAGACGGCCAUCACGGUCGGUGUGGUGGGGUUGCCGAAUGUGGGCAAGUCCUCUCUCAUCAACUCGCUCAAGAGGGCGCGAGUGGCGCAGGUUGGCAACACCCCUGGAGUUACCAAGGCGGUGCAGGAGGUGGUGCUGGACAGGCACAUCAAGCUGCUGGACAGCCCAGGUGUGGUGUUUGCGUCUGCGGAGAGCGACGCGGCGGCGGCCCUCAGAAACGCCAUCAAGGUUGAGAAGUUGGCGGACCCUCUGACGCCCGUGGCGGAGAUACUCAAGCGGGUGCCCGCCAAGCAGCUCAUGAUGCUGUACAAGAUCCAGGCCUUCUCCAGCCCGGACGAGUUCCUGCACCACAUUGCUCUGGCUCGGGGCAAGCUACGUCGCGGCGGCACCCCGGACUCGGCAGCUGCGGCCAGGGUCGUGUUGCAGGACUGGAACGACGGUCGCAUCCCCUACUACACCACCCCGCCAGAGCGCCCCAAGACGGGUCUGGAGGAGGCCCAG